Molecule: messenger RNA, 2279 nt
Organism: Pseudo-nitzschia multistriata
Lineage: Eukaryota; Bacillariophyta; Bacillariophyceae; Bacillariales; Bacillariaceae
Source: the annotation of a GenBank genome assembly
CCCAAGACGAACCCUCGAGUGGAACCGAGAYUUGUUCGCUUCUUCGGAKUKCUUUGAAUCUAGACAAARAACUCUACCAUGCCRUCGCCGUUCCGAUCUCGGGGACGGUCCUUUGCCCUUGUCGCAGCAUUUGUGUCGUCCUUCCGGAACAGCGAUCCGAUUCCCUUUAUGAGCGUCCGGGCUGCGAGCCAUACCAAUGAAGAAGCAGAACCACCGAACCUUCCCCUCGGCGACAUGAAUGUCGUCGUCCUGACCGAUGUUCAUUCGUGGGUGGCCUCCCACCGACACCAAGAGCCCUACUACGAUGCCGAUCUGGGCGACGUCUUGUCCUUUUGGGAGCUUCUGAAGGAGCGCGUGGAGGGCGAUCGGAACAAGGGCCGGGACAUUUUCUUUGUCAACAACGGCGAUUUCGUAGACGGCACCGGCCUAAGCCGGACGAUCGACAGCCAGAACGAUCCUUCGGCCCUCCUUCCCCUCCUCGAAAAAAUGCCAUACGACGCGGUGAACGUCGGGAACCACGAGCUCUACAGCAAGAGUACYAUCGAGGCAAUGACCCGGGCCGGUGGCUACGUCGAUUGGUGGGGGGAUCGGUACCUSACCUCGAACAUCCACGCCGUGGAACCGAAACAGACGGGCGGCGCGAGUGAAAAACGACCCCUCGGGAACCRCUACAAGGUCCUYGUUGGAUCCGGCGGGGGCAGGCUCCUCGCCUUUGGCUUUCUCUACAACAUGGGAAACUACGCCCGCGGCGCCGGCAUCGGGGUCGAACACGUCGAGUCCGUGGUGGCCGGGGCCUGGUUCCGGAAGGCCCUCGAAGAGGAGCGCUACGACGCCGUUCUGGUCCUGGCACACAUGGACCUGGUCGAUCCCCUGGUCGAGAAACUAAGGUCUGCCAUCCGCGGGGUGAUCGGGAACGAGACCCCCAUCGUCUUUGUCACCGGACACACACACUACCGUGGKGUCAAGCAGCUCGACGAYCGGGCGGUGACCUUUGAGGCCGGCCGGUACAUGGAUACGGUGGGYUUUGUCUCGUUUCCACGGAAAGGGUCGGCCGAGGGCGGCAGUGCCUCGUCCCUCUUUCGGCACAGGUUUCUGGACACCAACCGGGGGGUUCUCUUCAAUGAGACCCUCGGCCUCUCCCAUCCCGGAGAAUGGGCCACKAGCAACGGGGCCGAGCUCUCUUCCUUUGUCGAUCGCACACGGAAGAAGCUGGGCCUCGAGCGAGAGAUCGGCUGCGCUCCCCGCAGCUACUAUCUGGAGAAGCCGGUGGACGAUCCGGACUCGCUGUGGGGCCUCUACCGCGACGAGGUCGUCCCGGGGGUCUUUAGCGGGGAUCCGGCCGCCACUGCCAGCGGAGAGGAUCUCCCCGUGGCUAUGCUGCUGUCCAGUGAAUCCUGGAGGUACGACCUGUACAGCAACGCGACCCUCUGGGUCGACGAUAUCGUCGCCGUGGCACCCUUCAACGACACGGUCGUCCACCUCGGGACAUUCGAGAGAGAAGUWAUYCUGGGGGCCAACGCCACCCUCAACCAGCACCGAAACCAAGGRGGCGGCGGCGACUUCUCGUGGCACCCGGUUGUCCCGAGGUUCGUCCUGAUCGGAAACCUGGACGGCAGCGAAAGCCCGGAGGGCGACGCCGCUSYUGCCACCAAAUACCACCUCUACACCCACGAGUUCGGGGCGGAGACCGUCCGCAGGGCCGUGGAGAAGGCCGCCCCGCCGGACGAACCCGUGGAAAUCCGAAGGACGGAACACACAUCAACCCUGAUCUGGCUGGCCUUUGUGAAGGAGUACUGGCCCUGCAACGGCAGCGAAGGCAGCGGUGCCGGAAAAAUCCACCACCGCCACAAGCUCCCCCCCGCGRCGCACCCGGCAGCCGUCGCAAUGGCGGCUGGCCACCGCGGAGAAUAUCCGGGCUGUGGCRCCGUGUUCGCCUGGGCRGGGGUCCUCUGCUGGAUCUUGUCGGUCCUCUGGCGGAUGCCGAAGAAGCACCCAGCCCACCGGACCCUUCCGGGAGCGGGGCGCGGCGGAAACAAGGACGGGCUGGGGGACCAGCUCCAGGACUCCUCUGAACACAAAUCUCCCUCCCCGUGGUUCCCGUGAGACCGGCUCUCGCUUUUCUCGCUUGACUCGAAAAACAACAACAAGAGCAAGCACACUGCUACCGAAAUGCCAAUGCCUCGUGCAUUAUGCAUCGUGCAGCGACGGGCGACAAGGAAAUUUUCACGAGCGGUGUCCGGAUAGCUCAGCAUUCGUACCAGUAAAUCCUACUAGCCACA